AUGAGAAGUGAUUUCGAAGCGGCGGCAGGUCUGCUAAUCUGCAAAAGCACUGGCAAGAUGUUUCAGGCUGGCACCUUGAGAACGCCCACGCUGGCGGAUUUGAAAACGCAGUUGGACACUGCUAGACAGGAAGGGGAUGGGGAAUACUAUUAUGCCGGGGCCCUCAGCUUCAGGAACCUGACCAGUGACUCGUUGAGCCUUUACCAAGACCCGGCGAACGCUGGCGCAGUGUUCCAGGUCUGCUCUCUUUUCAAUUGCUUGGAGACGGUGGAUGGUUACCACCCCGAGGAUGGCAUCACGCACUACUGCACGAAGGCCACGCAGGGCGCUACGUCUUCCAUCGCCUGCCCGGCAGCAACCUUCUUCAGGAAUUACUUUGUCCAUUCCACAGGCCAAGGGGCUUCCGGCAGGCCGGUGGAUCUUUUGGAGGAGUUGGCCCAGCUGGUGGAGAACAACAAGAAUGGAUAUUGGACUAUGAAGAAUGGCCACUGCCUGCCACGGGUGGAGGGUAGCAUAGCGAAGCUGAGCCACCGGCUCGCCACCAACCACGACUUGGAGAAUCAAGCACGUGACGUUGUCCAGGUGGGGGUGCACUGGGAGACAGAGGUCUGGCAGAUGAGCCACCAGGUCUGCCAGGUCCUGUGCGGUGCUUUGCCCGUGGGUUACCUCAAAGCGGUGCGAUCCAAUGACUGGUACGUCUUUGCCAAGGCAAAGACCAAGCCUUGGCUUGAAGUUGUCAUUCUACGGGCUGAGAGGUGGUUCUUCAAGCAGCCUACGAGGUUCCGGUGUGUCAUGGCUGAGGCAGCUAAGAGAGGGACGAGGGUCAAGGCUCCGGAAUCCUCUUUGCAUCUCGCCUGGUGCCACGAAGUCGAUGCAGGUCUUCCUGACGGCGGCGCCUUGGAGCGCGCACUCGAGAACUUUGCCUCGGAGCCGCUGGAUGUGAUAUUGGUCCACUUCUCGUCACCCCUUCCAGACUUCGAAGAUCUGGAGGCUGAUCCAAGAAGACGAAGUGGCCAUGAUGAGGACAGAGAUCUGCUCACACAGAAGCCGUUUGGAGCCAGAUAUCCGAGGGCGUUCUCCUUGCAUGACCAGAAUGGUGAUGGAGAGGGGGUACUUGAUCGUGCCGAGUUUUUCACCAUGCUGCACAAGCUGGAUGAAGAGUUCUUCACUCCGCACGUGGUCGAUGUUUUGCUGAAGGAGGCUGACGUGGACCAAGAUGGUAAGAUCUACUACCAUGAGUUUGUUCGCUGGAUCUGCCAGGAAGACGAGGACAUCGUGAACCGUGUCUUGCAUUGA
Messenger RNA from Symbiodinium pilosum, 1296 nucleotides. NCBI's taxonomy places the organism in Eukaryota, Dinophyceae, Suessiales, Symbiodiniaceae. The record is from the annotation of a GenBank genome assembly.